UCAACAGCCAAAGUAAGAGGUCUGCUGGUCACAACUAGUGGUUCUCAGAGCAGAGGGGCAAGGAGAGAGGCAGCGGGCGGUGGCAGUGGCAGUGGCAGCCCGGAUGUCGCGGGGCCCUGCGUGCGGUCGGAUGAGGCUGUGAGACAGCGGCGGAGCGGGAGGAUGGAAAGCGCGGCAGCGGAGGACGCCCCCGGCAGGGCAGGCACAAGGCGGGCCGGGCGCGGCGCGGCCGAGGAGGAGAGCAAGAACAAGCCUAAGCUGAACAUUCAGAUAAAAACUCUGGCAGAUGAUGUGCGUGACAGGCUAACAAGUCUUAGAAAGUCAGCUGUGAAAAAAGAGAAACCUCUAAUUCAGCAUCCUAUUGAUUCUCAAGCUUCUGUAAGUGAACUUCCAGUUGCUCAGCCACUUAUUGAUGAACGUUCUAUGAAUUUAUCCGAAAAAGAAGUUAUGGACCUCUUUGAAAAAAUGAUGGAAGACAUGAAUCUAAAUGAAGAACGGAAAGCUCCUUUACGGAAUAAGGACCUGACCACAAAGCGUGAGAUGGUUGUCCAGUACAUUUCUGCAACUGCCAAAUCUAUAACUGGAAGUAAAGUUCUGGGAGGACUGAAAAAUAGCAAGCAUGAAUGCACACUGUCUUCCCAGGAAUAUGUUCAUGAAUUACGAUCUGGUAUCACAGAAGAAAAACUUCUCAACUGCUUGGAGUCUUUGAGAGUGUCUCUGACCAGCAAUCCAGUCAGCUGGGUUAACAAUUUUGGACAUGAAGGUCUUGGACUUCUGUUGGAUGUACUGGAAAGACUCUUGGACAAGAAACAGCAAGAAACUAUCGACAAGAAGAAUCAGAAUAAACUUAUCCAGUGCCUCAAAGCAUUUAUGAACAACAAAUAUGGAUUGCAAAGGAUUCUAGGAGAUGAUAGAAGCCUUUUGUUACUAGCAAGAGCAAUUGAUCCAAAGCAGCCAAACAUGAUGACAGAAACAGUAAAGAUACUUUCUGCUAUUUGUAUUGUUGGAGAAGAAAAUGUUCUUGAUAAGCUUUUAGAAGCUAUAACUACUGCGGCUGAGAGAAAUAAUCGAGAACGCUUUUCUCCAAUUGUGGAAGGGCUGGAGAACCACGAAGCUUUGCAAUUACAGGUGGCUUGCAUGCAGUUCAUAAAUGCCCUUGUCACCUCCCCUGAAGAUCUUGAUUUUAGGAUACACUUGAGAAACGAAUUUCUUCGUUGUGGAUUGAAAAAAAUAUUGCCUGGUUUAAAAAAGAAGGAAAAUGAAGAGCUGGAUAUUCAGUUAAAAGUGUUUGAUGAAAACAAAGAGGAAGACUUAAUUGAACUGUCACACCGUCUCAAUGACAUCAGAACUGAAAUGGAUGAUAUGAAUGAAGUAUACCAUCUCUUAUACAACAUGUUGAAGGACACCAGUUCUGAAAACUAUUUCCUGUCAAUUCUGCAACACCUUUUACUCAUCCGGAAUGAUUAUUAUAUCCGACCUCAGUACUACAAAAUAAUUGAAGAAUGCAUUUCACAAAUCGUACUGCACUGCAGUGGUAUGGACCCAGAUUUUAUAUGUAGAGGAAGAUUGGAUGUAGAUUUUACUCACCUUAUUGAUGUGUGUGUAGAUAAAGCAAAAGUGGAAGAAAGUGAACAGAAGGCAGCAGAAUUUUCUAAAAAGUUUGAUGAAGAAUUCAGUGCUCGACAAGAGGCACAGACUGAGCUUCAGAAACGAGAGGAGAAAAUAAAAGAACUGGAGAUAGAAAUCCAGCAGCUACGAACUCAGGGUCCUGGACUUCAUUCUAGUCAGUCAGCAGUUGGGGUUCCUCCACCAUCCCUUCCAGCAGGAAUCCCACCCCCCCCUCCUCCCCCCCCCCCACCACCAUUACCUGGUGCAAUCUCACCUCCACCUCCAUUGCCUGGAGGGGGUGUACCUCCACCCCCACCCCCACCUCUGUUAGGUGGACCACCACCACCACCACUUCUCGGAGGCAUACCUCCUCCUCCAGGAUUUCCAGUAUCGCUUCCUUAUGGAAUGAAGGAAAAGAAGAAGUAUAAGCCUGAAGUAACUAUGAAGAGAAUCAACUGGUCAAAGGUUGAGCCGCAAGAAAUAUCAGAACACAGCUUUUGGGUAAAAGCCAAUGAGAAUAAAUAUGAAAAUCCAGAUCUUCUGUCAAAACUGAGGCUUACUUUUGGUACACAGAUGAAAGCUAGGAGGGCAGUAGAAGACAUGGAGGAAAAGAAAAUCGUUAUGCCAAAGAAAAGAGGUAAAGAACUGAGAAUCUUGGAUGGAAAAACAGCACAGAAUCUGUCAAUUUUUCUAGGAUCUUUCCGUAUGCCUUAUGAAGAAAUAAAAAAUAUUAUUUUGGAGGUAGAUGAAAUGAAGCUGAGUGAAUCCUUGAUACAGAAUCUGGUGAAGAAUCUUCCUGAACAGAAGGAACUCAGUGCCUUAGCCCAGUUAAAGGAUGAAUAUGCUGAUCUUUGUGAGCCAGAACAGUUUGGAGUUGUGAUGAGUUCAGUGAAAAUGUUACGACCUCGGCUCAAUGGCAUCCUUUUCAAGCUUAUGUUUGAGGAGCAUGUGAACAACAUCAAACCUGGCAUCAUGGCAGUAACGCUAGCCUGUGAAGAGCUGAAGAAGAGUGAGAGCUUUAGUAGGCUGUUAGAAUUAGUUUUGUUGAUUGGAAACUACAUGAAUUCAGGCUCAAGAAAUGCCAAAUCAUUGGGCUUUAACGUGAGCUUUCUUUGUAAGAUUAGAGAUACCAAAUCAUCAGAUCAAAAAACAACACUGUUGCAUUUUCUGGCAGAAAUAUGUGAAGAGAAUUAUCGGGAUAUCUUAAAAUUCCCAGAUGAAUUGGAACAUGUUGAGAGUGCAAGCAAAGUUUCAGCUCAGUGUCUCAAGAGCAGCCUUGAUACGAUGGAACAUCAGAUCCAGCGUCUAGAAAGUGACAUUGAGAAGUUCCCUAAAACAGAAGAUACACACGAUAAGUUUGUGGAAAAGAUGAGCAGCUUUUCAAAGAAUGCCAGAGACCAUUAUGAAAAAUUGUCCAACAUGCACAACAACAUGAUUAAGUUAUAUGAGAAUUUGGGAGAGUAUUUUUCCUUUGAUCCCAAAGCAACAGGCAUAGAAGAAUUUUUUGGAGAUCUCAGCAGCUUCCGAACACUGUUCUUGGAGGCACUGAAAGAAAACAACAAAAAAAAAGAAAUGGAGGAGAAGAUCAAGAGAGCCAAGCUGGCAAAAGAGAAAGUUGAACGAGAGAAGCUAGAGCGGCAGCAGAAGAAGAAGCAGCUGAUGGAUAUGAACAAAGAGGGCGAUGAGACGGGAGUGAUGGAUAAUCUGCUCGAAGCCCUGCAGUCAGGAGCAGCUUUCAGGGAUCGUAGGAAACGAACACCAAGAUGUCAGGAUAACAGACGAGUAACUUUGGAACGGUCACGUUCUCGCCACAAUGGAACCAUCACAGCUGUGUGAUUCCUCUGAUGCCAAAGAAAUGGAGAAAUGUUUUAUUUACAUUAAAAUACAGACAUUUUCAAAAGAGUUAACAUGAAAAACAUCAAUGAUCAGAAAUGAAAUUUAAAUGAAGUCCAAUGGAGGAUAAACUAGGAAAUGAAUAAAUAUGCAUUUUCAAAACUAUUGUAAAAAAUCGACCUACUGCAUUUAAGUACCACAAUAAUCAAGAUUUGUAAGCAACGUUAAACCAUAGGUUCUAUAUUAUAUUAUCUGAUGUUACUUGUUAUGCUUGCAACUCUUUGAAGGGAACUGGGACUUCUAGGAAAUGUUCUAUAUAGAGUUAGAUGAGAACAUAUAAACUUGCUGAAAAAAUAUAGCAGUGAACAAGAUCAGGUCAUGGAAGGGAGGUAUGAUUCCAUUUGCAGUUCUGAUUUGGACAUGAAAGGAAAAAAAUGAACAAAUUUGCAUAUUAAUGAAUUCAGAUAUGAGCUGAUAUUGCACACAUCAUAAAAGACCUUUUUUGUAAGAGUGUGAAAACACUGUAUAGCCCCAAUCAAGUUUCUUAGAAUCUUAUCUCAAGUUAAAGCCUGAUGAAUUCAGCUAUUUUGGUUACAGCAGAACUUAUCAAAAAUCUACAGUUUCAGUGGUUUGAUGAAAUGUAGCUACUUAUCACUGCUAAAAUAUAAAGCAUAGGAUUGUACCAAAGUUAAAGCAUAUCAAUUGCAGAAUAUGUUUUUAAAUAUAUUUAAAGAGGUAUUUUCUAAUUAUGCACGUAUAUAUACUUUAUACAGGUAUUUUUGAGGAAAAGACUUAAUUAUCCUAUUUUAAUUAAUCUAAAAAUGCCUGUGCUUUGGUUUAGCUUUUUAGAGACAAGCUACAUUAUGAAGUUCUUCUGAACUGCCUUUUUCUAAGUUUUUCCUCUGUUUCUCAGGUAAAACACAGUAGGAUCUUUACCAUUGUAUCUUAGUGCUGGAGACCAAGCAGAUAAAAAUAUUUUUCGCCCUUUGGCACUAUGCAGCAGGGAACACAAUGAUUAUAGACAUCCUGAACUUCAAGAGACGCUCCUCUCAUUCUUUUCUAUAUACAAGCCCUUGUACUGCAUGACCAGAGUCGAGCAGUCAGCUUAACAGCUGACUCUGUUCUUCCAGUUAAUGGGAAAAUUUAAGACAAUUCCCUCUCUCUUAUCCUGAAUCUGAAUCUUUUUGGAGGUUCACUUCAUAACCUUCAGCUGUAUUUUGGAUUCAAGGUGUAUUGUUUAUAGGAUGGAGAGGCAUGAUCAUAAGCAGGAGUCCCAGGCCAGGUACAGAUAUUACACAUAAAUUGGUCUAAGUUAUCAGGAAUCGAUCUAAACCUGUUACCAUAAAGAAGUUUGACAUACAGAGACUGGUCUAAAAAUGGUGAAACCCCAUUUAAGAUAGACCUGGUUACAUGUGCACUCAAAUCUAAUUGAUUUGGGUUAGACCACUGAAUCAAACUUCUGUACCAGAUCCCCAACUGAUUUAAGUUAGAUCGCUGCCCUCCAGCAUCCCAGGCUCCAUUGCAGCCCCCACACCCAGUCUCAUAGGCAGGCAUGCUAGCUUUCAGCCCAUUCUUGGCUGAAGUGCCCAGCAGGCCCUGUCUCUAAGCUCUCUCACAGCCGAACCAGCACAGACCCUCCAGCCAUCUGUCAACCACAGACAGGCAAGGUGGGGCAGGUAAGGGAGGCUUUGUGUCCCCUGAUGAGCCCCAGGACCUGGGUAACUGUGUCCUUGGGCCAUGGCCCUAUCAUGAAGCACCCCGUGAUGUACAUACAAACCUGACACUGAGCCUAGGAGAGUCCCUGCACUCAGGCACAGCCCCAUGGAGCCUGACCCUGGCUGUACACCCAGCCAAGGAACCCCAUGCCCCUGUGCUCAGGCACAGCCCCACAAAGCCCAAACCUGGCUCCUGCGCACCACAUCUCAGUGGUCAGAGCCGGGCACCCUGCCAUGGAUCCCCAAUUCAUCAGGAGCCGGUGCGGGCAGAUCACCUUUGUUGGGGUGGCAAGGGACAGAACAUUGCCACUGCUUGCAGGUACCCAGGCUAUGGGCACCUAAGGUGCAGUAAGGCUUUUUGGUCUACAGCUACAGGGCCCCAGAGUACUAGGGCAGUGGGGAGGUGGGAUGGGGGUUGGGGGUUGUGUUCACCCUGGCAGUCAGUCAGGAGUGGCUUGGGCACUCAGCUGCCCUCAGCAGUCUCCAGCAUCUUGGAGACCCCACGGGUGGUGUGCAGGAGUGCCCCCAACCUGCCAACCUCAGCCAAUGCAGGUAGCCUGCAUGCCCCCCCACCAAAGGGCAAGCAUGUGUUCUGUUCACUGCCAAUCUAACCUAAGCCACUUAGAGAAACCCAUGUGGGUUAGAUCGAUUCCUCCUCAGGCAUUUUGAAUGUCUGUUCCUGGCCCCAGUAAACUACCCAUUCAUUGCUCAGCUACAUUUUUAGAAACCUGGUAAUGAUAUAAGAAAGUAGAAGCUCACUCUAAAAAUUAUAUAUUUUGCCACAGAUUGCAUUGUAUUACUUGGAAAUAAUUGUUUUUGGAGAAUACUGGCCAGAUAUUUAUCUACUCUCAGCAGUAUAUGGAAAGCUGGAUGACAUUCUAUUUUCCGUUUGUCAGCUCUUGGGUCACAAAGAAGAUCAGUCUUACUUGGAGGCAGUAUAACUUUGCACUACUGCUUUGGCCAAAACUCUUUGUACAGUAAUCCUUCUCUUCUCUUCUCUUCUCUUCUCUUCUCUUAUUUGCUAGGUAAGAGCCUUCAGAGAUUAUCUGACUGAUUUUGGCUAAAUUCCUACAGUUUUGAAUUCAUUACAAGACAAGACACAGAGCAUGUUCACUCUCUCAAUCAGCAGUACUUUUGUCCAUUAUUACAUUUCUUAAUAUAAGAAUGUAUCUCAAAUUUAGAGAAAUGUAUGCUGUUAAGUAAUACUACUGUAUCUGCUUUUUUUCUAAAGGCACACUAAAGUAUUGUGUGUACUUCAGAAAAAAUAUAAAACAGAAUUAUAUUUCCCACUGUUUUAUUUAGAGGCACCAAGGAUUAUAUUCUUUUGUGUAAAUUGAUCAUUGAAUUUGUACUGAGAAGUCUAACUUUUUUAAUUUGAAGUAUGAAAUUUACAGUUGUACAAAUGUUACAUGUAUAAAACCCAAAUGUAAAAAAAAAAAAAAAAAAGUGUAUAAUAUCUGUAUAUUCUGAUCUGUGAAACAAUGUCUUGAAAUUCAAAUAUAAGGUAAGUAAUUUGCUAGUAUUUAAAAAGCAAAAGACUUUCAAAGUACUCAUUAUAAUACAUGUCAAUUGAAUAUAACAAUCCACCAUAGAUCCUUUGUAUGAUAGCUCUUAUUAUUGCAACUACAGUGUUUUUCAUUUCCUAGUAUUGUAUUUUUGAAUGGCUCUGAAGUUGUUGGUUAUAGUUUGUUAAACAUCAUAUACUAGCAAAAAGUAAAUCCAAAAGAGUAACAUUUUCUGAUAUUUCCAUUUUACUAUGCAGUCCUUAAUUCACAUAUGAAGCAUUUAUAUAAUUUAUUGGUCAUAUCUGCUAGAAAGAAAAGCUCCUUUCAAAUAAAAAAUUAGUUUAGAAUAUAAUUUAUGUAAAUACAAGGUGUUUGUAUUUAUGAAGUCUAAACAUAUUUAAUGCUGGUAACUUUGUCUUUUGAUACCUUUUCAGUCUAUAUGAAAUUACAGAUAUUUUUAAUGUUUUUAUUAUUGACAUACUUUCCAUAGUUGUCACACAUUUAUCUAGAAAGUGUGUGUACCCCAGAAGUGUAGAACCUUUUUCAGAAAUGCACUUGCCUUAUUUUCUAAAAUAUUAAAAAAACUUUAAAAAUAUUUCAGUUAAAUUGUAUUUGCGUUUAGAAUAAUCCCUGAAAGUAAAUCACCAGAGGAUCUUACAUAAAUUUAUUGUUAAAUAUAUUUCACUAUAUGUCUUUACAAUAUUACAAUAUAUAUUAAAAUAGAAAUAUAAAGGUGCAUCUAUUUGCACUCUCAUUCAAUGUAUUAAAACAGUACAGGAAAACAAAAGUUAUGAUGUGCACUGUUUACAUUUCUUAAAAGAUUUUUAAGGAAAAUAAUUUUUACUUUAAAACAAAUAGAACUACAUUUGUAACUGCUGAUAUGGAAAUGUAAUGUUAAAUACACACACACACAUAUCUAUGGCUUAAAACUACUGACAGUAUGGGUCAGAUUCAUAAAAGUGCUAGAAAUUAUUUACUCGAGAUAUAUUCUGUUUACCCAAAAAAAAGUGCAACACAUUUAUGUAACAUAUGCUAGAUUGUGGUUGUGCAAAAUUUGUAUCCCCUACACCUAACAUUUGUUAUAAAUGUUAACCACUUUUUUGACAGGUGCUCAAGCCAAAAUAAGAUUAGUGGCUCUAAGUGAAUAAAACGCUGUGAGAAGGAUUCUCAAGAAUACUAUUGCAUAAGCAUGAUCUGGUUUUAAGCAAUCGUGGUCCUUUGGCAACAAACUAAAUGCAUUCAUAUGGUCUUAUUUACUGACUUUGGUUAAAAAUGCAUACUUUGCCAAAUUUUUAUUUUUGUGAUACUUGCACACAGAUAUGUGUCUCUGUGUAUAUUGUAUAGUUUUAUAUGUGGUAUAUGUACUACCUCAAGAGUUAAACACCACUGAAGCCACUGAGGUUUUUCAUGGUUUCCACCCAAACCACCGUUCAUUAGAGGCCUAAACUAAACUUAUUCAGUGGUUGACAGAAGAUUUGCAAAACUUUCAGAGAAUCUGGUGGAGUUUCAUGUUUAUUUCGAAAGUUUUGAGUGACUAAGUUUCAUAAAGAAAGCUUUGCAGAGUUUAAUUCUUGCACCCUCAGCCACAGAGGACCCUGCUUUUACUGUGUAUAUUUAACACUUUCCCCAUAGAAUGUUAUACCACUAGCAAAUAUUUUAAAUCUAUAAUAAUUGCAGUGAAUCAAAAGCUGGUCUUAUACAUAAAUUGUAUCUUCCACUUGAAACAUAGACAAGUUUGAGCUGUGCUUAGAUUUUUGCCUCUUGAAAUCACUGGAAGAUCUGACUGAGAACUGUCAAACAAUGAAAUCUUAAAUAUAAAAGAAAGGAAGCAACAAUCUUUAUAUAGCUGCACUCCCAGUGUGGCAUAACAAAAUGUCCAUUUAACAUACUAUAAUUAGUACUGCAGAAGGAAACAGCCAGGUCUUGUACUACAUUUUGCCCCUACUGUCAAGUGUAAAAAAAAAUAAAAUAAAGUUGCAAACCACACACCCCAAAUGUUUUUAGUGUCUGUACUUCACAACAUACUUUGUUUCUGCACAUAAAAAGGUGAGCAUUUUGCAUAAUUGAUGUUGAAUUCUACAAGGAGAACUAGUCUUUCAGGUUGAUGUUCAGCUGCCGUUGAAGUCGUUGAAAGACUGGUCCUCAAUAUACAUUAACAUCCUUCAAGAUUAUACAUAUGCCACAGAAUGUGAACAUAUUAAGUUACAAUUUACCUUAAUUCCAUACUCAGUUAACAUGUGCAACCCAGUGCAAUUUCUCUUUUGGAGUCAAAUAUUUAGAGUAAUAUGGUUCCAGAGGCUAAUAAAAUACAGUUUACAUAAUCCAUGCACUUACGUUUUUUAAACAGCAUUUUGUUUGUAUAUUAUCUUAAAAUAUUUUUGGUGAAAUCAGAACCUAGUUUUCAUAUGUGAAUAUCCAAACACUGUAACAAAUUUAUACAUUGAAGGUGGUUUUGUUAAGUUCUCUAGUGUGUACCUGUUUGUGUUUGCUAUUACUACCAUAAAGUAUAUUUGUAUUACAUAACAGGGUUUGAAAGUUAUACUCAAUUAAUCUUCAAAGUUUUUUUUUUUUUACUCUGUGUCAAAUCUGGUUGUUUUGAAUUAGUGGGAAAAACCUUCUCUAAUCGAUGGCUUUUAAAAAGAAUACAAUUUUUUUCAGUUAUUGUAUUUUUUAUCUAUACUCAGACACAAUGAUACCAUUUUACUUAACAGGUAACAAUAAAAUGCAAUCAUUAAGUAUA
Messenger RNA from Alligator mississippiensis (American alligator), 9401 nucleotides. It is a transcript of the gene DIAPH2, whose product is annotated as diaphanous related formin 2. Lineage: Eukaryota; Metazoa; Chordata; Crocodylia; Alligatoridae. Gene Ontology annotation, biological process: actin cytoskeleton organization; actin filament polymerization. Gene Ontology annotation, cellular component: cytoplasm; actin filament. Gene Ontology annotation, molecular function: microtubule binding; small GTPase binding; actin binding. The coding region runs from base 163 to 3444 and encodes 1093 amino acids. The record is from RefSeq and is a predicted model, not a curated record. The transcript is spliced from 29 exons.